UUUUUUUGACUCAUAAUGGUCAAUCUCUUAUAAUUAAAAUUUUUUUCAGAAAAUGACCACCAUAUUAUUUGUGGUCCUUCUACUACUAUCACAGCACUAUUCCCAAGCUGUUCCCGUGCCCAGUUCAAAACUCUCAUCACCACUUGUAUCUAUAGACAAUGGCUGCCUAGUAACCUUCGAAAUCGUGCCUGAACACAUGUUGGCUAUAACCUUGCCAAAUUUAAAAUUAACUAAGACAACAGCUGUGCAAAGCUUAAACGAAUGCGCCUUCGUUUGCUACUCAAAUUUCUGUUCUGCCGCCAUCUUUGAAUUGGGACAGCCAGAAUCUCGUUGCCAUCUACAAAUCGGACCGAGCGAGACUUGCAAUAGAAGAGGACAGAGACAUUAUUCUUUUAGAAAUGAGCCUAGAGCUAUUAUUAGCUGUAUUAGAUGCAGCCCUUCAAAACCCGUCACAGUCUCUCACGAUGCUGAACUUCCCCCUCACAUAACCACAACACCCCUAUCUUUUGUUUCAACAACUACUACGACGACUACUAGUUCAGCAUUCUCUCCAUCUGCUAAACCUUUCAGUACUUUACCUCCUCCAACAUUGCCCCCGGUAGCUCCGGUUGCUCCUGUGGACCCAAAUGUCCAACAACCAGUUGAACAGCUACCACUAACAAACACAAUUCUUCCUCCUAUCCCUCCUUCCGAUGAAGAGAUGACUACAAUUAGGGUAGAUGAUGAAGCUACUAUCGCAAAAAUGGAAGAGAAUUUGGAUGAAAGGAAGGAAGAGGUGAAGGAAGAGAUCAAGGAAGAGGACGGGAAGAAGAAAAAACCGAAGGAGGAGGAGGAAGAAUUUGUGAAGAGAACAGUUUUACAAAAAACGGAGAAUGAAGAGAAAAAUACUGUUGACUUGUUAAAUAAUGAAGGGAAGGAAGAGGUGAUGGUUAAGGAAGAGAAUAUUGGCAGAGAUGAGGAAAAGCCUAAAAAAUUGUUUAAAUCUGUAUUUUCAUUGGAUUUAUUGGCAGAAAUGCAUUCUAGAAGGGGUUGGCACAUUGCGGCACCUUCAAAGGACAAAAUGGCAGUCGAGGUUUCUAAGAAAGAAGAUAAUCAAACAAAAUCAGUCAGUGGAAAAGAAAGAAGUAAACUUGAAGAUAAGGAAAAGAAGAGUUUGGAGGAUGAAAAGGAAGGAAAAGAGAAGGAAGACUUUUUCUUUUUGAAGGAAAAGAAGGAAGAUAAAAGAGAGAAGGUAAAGGCAGAAGAUACGGUUGAUGUUAAGGAAGGAAGAAGUUUGAGUGAAGGAGAAAAGUUGAAGAAUGAGGAAGAGAAAAGGGGAAGAAAAGAAGAAAAGGAGGGGGUUAAAAAGGAGAAGAUUGACAAGGAAGAGAAGGGGAAGAGGAAGAAUUCUAAGGAAGACUUGAAGAGCGAUGAAAAGGAUGAAGGAAAGGAUAAAAUGGAAGGAAAGGAGAAGAAAAAAGAGGAAGAUGAAGAAGCAAACGGAAAGGAUGAGAAGAAGAAAAAGACAAAGGAAGAGAAGGAAGGGGAGUCUAGCGAUGAAAAGCCGCCCAUUAAAAAGCUUAAAAAGGAGGAAAAUGAACUUUUCAAACGAAAUUUGAAGAUACAUACUUUGGAUUUAAUUAAAGAAGAGGGAAGAAAAUGGAAAGAAGCUGGAGAUGAGAAAGACAAACUUGAAGAAAAAGAAUUGAAAAAUAUUUUAUUAAAUGAGAAAGAAGCUAAAAUGGGAGAAAAACUAGAAACAGAAGAAAGUGAACUUGUUUUGACAACGACAGGAAUGAGUAUUGAUGAGAGAAUUGGUAAAAGUAAGGUAACUGAAGAUGAAAUAAAGAAGGAUAAAAGGAAGAAGAAUAAAGAAGGAUUGUCUGAAGAGGAUUUGAAGGAUGAGAAGGGAGAAGAUACAAGGGAAAAGAAGGGUGAUAAAAAGGAAGAUGAUAAGAAGAGAGAGGGAGAUGAAGAGGGAAGAUCAGAGGAUAAGGAAAAGAGAAGCAGGAAGGAAGAUGAUAAGAAAAAGGAAAGAAGGGAAGAGGAUCAAGAGGAAGAGAAACUGCCUUCUUUGAAAAUUGGGAAAGGAAAUGUUGAGGAAGAGAAGAAGAGAGAAACGGAAAAGAAACAGACAAAAACUGAAAAAGUGAAGAAGGAAAGUGAUGAUUUGACACUCUUCUCUACUGAUAAUCAAGAAGAGACGAUGGAUAAGAAAACUAAAAUAGAGGAUAGAAAAGAAAGAAAGAAUGCUGGAAGAGAAAAGGGUGAAGAUGAAAAGAGUGAGGAAGUAAAAAAUGUUAAGGAUGAAAAAAUAAGACAGGAUAAGGAUAUUGGAAAGAAAGAGAAGAAGGAGGAAAGGAUAAAAGCUGACGAGGAAAGGAAGGGUAGAGAAAAAGAGACAGGAAAGGAAGAAACGGAAAAGGAAGAAAAAGUUGAGGAAGAACAGAAGAAAAAAACUUUGGAAGAAAAGAUUAGAAAGAAUAAAAAUGAUGAAGAUGCCUCGAAGGAAGAUAUAAAGGAGAGAAUGGAAGAAAAUGGAGAAAAGGAAGAGCUUGGCGUUAUAAAAGAAGUGCGAAAGAAAAAGACGGAGGAAAAAGAGAUUAGAAAAGAGAAGAAAUUAGAAGGGAAGAAAAGUCUUGAAGAAGAAGACGAAGAUAAUUCUUCUAAUAAAUUGAAGAAGGAAGAGCUUGCUUUAUUGAAGAAGAAUGUUACAAAUGAAAACGAACAGUUUGUGGCUAGGAGGAAUUUGGAGGUUGGAAGGGAAGUUGGAAGAGAAGAAGAUGAAAAAUUAAGUUUAGCUUCUGUAAAUAAGAAAGCUAUAGAUGAAUUUAAAGAAGUGGAAGAAGGAAAAACGGAGAAAGUUAAGGAUAGUGAGUCAAAAAUCAAAAAAGAGUUGGGUGAUGAGAAUGUGAAGAGAAAGAAAAUUAAAGCUGAAGAGAAGAAAAAUGUAAAGGAAGAAAGUGUAGAAUGUGAAGAGGAAGAGGAAUCAGCUGAAAAAAGGAAGGAAAAAGAUGGAAAGAAGGAAGAAAUGAAAAUAAAAGAGAGAAGAGAUGAGAAGAAUGGUGAAACUAAAAUAGAUAAAGACGAAAGGAAGGAAGAAUCUAAUACCAAAUUAAGAAGGGAAGAUGAUCAAAAGGGUGUUGAUAAAGAAGAAAAAGAAUCGAAGAGUGUAACUAAAGUAAAAGAUGAACAAAAGAGAGAUGGAAAAGUCAAGGAAGAAGAAACGAGGUUAAAGAAAGGAAAGGAAGAUGAGCAAAAGAAGGAAGAGAAGAGGGAGGAUGAAAGGAAACUGAAUGAAGAAAAAGACGUGGUGAGAAUGGACGUGGAUAAUACAAAGUUGAGGAGAGAAGAAAAGGAGAAUGUGGAUGAAGAAAAGGAAUCUAAGAGGAUGACAAAAGGAAAGGAAGAAGAAAAGAGGGAAGAGAAAAUCGAGGAGGAUACAAGAGGGUUGAAGAAAGAAAGAGAUGAACAAAAGAGAGAAGAGAAUAUAGAGGAAGAGACGAGAAGUUUGAAGAAGGAGAGAGAUGAACAAAAGAGGGAAGAGAAGAUUGGGGAAGAGAAGAUCGAGGAAGAUACAAGAGGGUUGAAGAAGGAAAGAAAUGAACAAAAGGGAGAAGAGAAAAUAGAGGAAGAUUCAAGCUUGUUGAGAAAGGAUAGACAAGAUGGAGAGAAGGCGGAUAAGGAAGAGAAAAGGCUAAAGAAGGAAGAUGAGAAAGCAGGCGAAGAAGCAACGAGGUUGAAGAAGGAAAAGGAUGAGAAAGUAAAGGAAUCAGAAGCGGAUGACGCAAAGGAAGAGACAUCAAGAAAGAAGAAAGGAAAGGAAGAAGAAAAUAAGAGUGAAGAGAAAUUGACUGAAGUGAAGCUCGACAAAGAAGAGAGACAGGCUUCACUUUCAAGAAAAGAUAAAACAAGAAAAGAAAGUGAUUCGAAAAUAGAGAAGGAAAAGAGGGAAGAGAAUGAGUCGGAGACUACCUUCAAGAAAGAAGAUACAGAACUUGAUAAGUCGAAGAGAAAAGUUGCCGAAAUAAAAGAUGAUAAAUUGGAUGAAGAAAACGGAAGGAAAAUUGAAAAAUUGUUAAGUGGGAAGGGUGAUGAGCAAAUUGAAGAUAAACUGAAGAAUAUUGAUUUAUCGGCAGAGAAGAGAAUUAUUGAUGAGAAGAUUGAUGAGGAGGAAAGUAGGAAGGAAGAGGUUGAGAGAAAGGAGAAGAGGAAGGAGGAUGAAGAGAAGAAGAUGAGCAGAAAGGAAGAGGAGGGUAAAGGUGAAGAGAAGAGGGAUGAGAAACGGAAGGAAGAUGAGAAAGAAGAGAAGAUAGAGAAAAGGAAGAAUGAUGAAGAAAGGAAGAGAGAUGGAGGGAAGAAGGAUGAGGAAGACAGGGAAGUGGAAGAGAAAGAAGACAGGAAGAGGAAUGAGGAAACGAAAGAAGAGAAGAUGGAAGAAAAUAUGAAGAGAAAGAAGUUGGAAGGGGAAGAAAUUGGAGAGAUGGAAAAGAAGCGAAGGGAAGAAAAGGAAGAGGAUAAAAAUGUGGAGAAGAAAAACCUUGAGGACAGUACUAGAACAAAAUCCAGCUUGAAGAGAGAAAGUAAAGAGAUGGUUGAGGAUGUUUCCGAGGAAGUUAGAGAAUUAAAAAAAGGCCUAAAUAGUGAAGAAGAACCUCCCAAAAAUAAAAGAAACAAAGCUCAUCAAGCAAAGACUGUAUUAAUGAAUGAAAAGAUCCCUCUAGUUGGAAGGUCAAUCAGCGCUUUAGUUCCCAACAAAGUAAACGAAGUAGAAGAACCAGCAAGUCCCCCAGUUCCGUCCACUAUCAAAUUAGAACAUGGGUGCUUUAUAACCUUCCAGGCAGAAGAAGAUUGA
This is a messenger RNA of Meloidogyne enterolobii, 4834 nucleotides long. Lineage: Eukaryota; Metazoa; Nematoda; Chromadorea; Rhabditida; Meloidogynidae. The record is from the annotation of a GenBank genome assembly.